UGGGCCCCGCCAGCAUGACGCUCGUCGACAAAGACGGCAAGAAGAAGCACACGCGGCCCACGUUCAGCGGCCAGCAGAUCUUCGCGCUGGAGAAGACGUUCGAGCAGACCAAGUACCUGGCCGGGCCCGAGCGCGCCAAGUUGGCCUACGCGCUGGGCAUGACGGAGUCGCAGGUCAAGGUGUGGUUCCAGAAUCGUCGCACCAAGUGGCGCAAGAAGCACGCGGCCGAGAUGGCGACGGCCAAGCGCAAGCAGGAGGAGGCGGAGGGGCUGGCGGAGGGUGACGCGUCCGACCGUGAGGACGCCGGCGACCUGAGCGGCGGCGCCGCGGGCCGCGCCUCGGCCGCCAAGCGGCUGCGGCGCGAGCUGGCGGAGGAGGAGCUGGCGCGCCAGUGA
Messenger RNA from Gryllus bimaculatus (two-spotted cricket), 395 nucleotides. The record is from the annotation of a GenBank genome assembly. NCBI's taxonomy places the organism in Eukaryota, Metazoa, Arthropoda, Insecta, Orthoptera, Gryllidae.